AAACCUAAAAAAUUUAGUGUCAAAAAUCACAAAAUCACCAGCUUAACAAGCAGGAAACGUGGAGAAGAAACACAGUGGCAAGGUUAUAACACACAUACAAACCGGUGUAUGGUUUCAUUGAACCCGAACCCACCGGAAGGCUUCUACUUGGAUCCGACCGGUAUGGCUCUUCCGAAUCUUGGAUCGUUUUCUCCUACAGUCGGAGCUUCAGCCUCCAACGGGACCGACGACCUGAAUAAGAAGGUCCGAAAGCCCUACACCAUUUCCAAAUCUCGAGAGAGCUGGACUGACCCCGAGCACGACAAGUUCCUCGAAGCCCUCCAGCUCUUUGAUCGAGAUUGGAAAAAAAUCGAAGCAUUUAUCGGAUCAAAGACAGUCAUUCAGAUACGUAGCCAUGCACAGAAGUAUUUUCUCAAAGUUCAAAAGAGUGGAACCAAUGAACAUCUACCUCCACCCAGGCCAAAAAGAAAAGCCGCUCAUCCUUAUCCUCAGAAAGCUUCAAAAGUUGCACCAGUGGUUUCACAAUCAACGUCGUCUUUCCAAGCUUCUCCUACAGUUCCUGUUCCUGGAUCUGUAAGAAGGCUUGAUUCUUCCCCUUUACUCGGACACCCUGAUAGAGCUGCAUCUAUGCCUGGGCGGACAGAGAACUCUGCACAAAUCAACAGUUCGCCACAUUUGAAAAAUGGCGACACUAUAUCUGCUGGACAAUCGCUUGCCAAUAUCAAGAGCAAUCCAAGGACAAGGCCUACAGUUCUUCCUGAUUUUGCUCAAGUAUACAAAUUCAUAGGCAGCAUCUUUGAUCCAAAUGUGUCUGGCCACUUGCAGAAAUUAAAGAAUAUGGAUCCAAUUGAUAUCGAAACAGUGUUAUUGUUGAUCAGAAAUCUCUCCAUCAAUUUAGCUAGUCCUGAUUUUGAGGACCAUAGGAGGUUACUUUCGUCCUACGAGGUUGAAACUGGGAAGGACAAUGGCAAUGUUGGAACUAAAACCAUACUUGGUAGUAAAUCCCUGAAUGCAACUUAAUUUGGUUGUGGCCAAGCUUUGGUGACGUGAUGGUCUGUAAAUGUUGGCAAAAUCACUGGUUGUAAACAUUGUUUCUUGUCUUGAAUUCUUUUGGCAGUAAUGUUCGUAUACCUUGUACAUGCCAACGAAACUAAACAUAAUAAACGAGAGAGAACUAAUGUACGGGAAUGUAAUUGUAAAGACUCGUCUGUAAAUUAAAAUUUUGAUGAUUUCCAUAGUUAACAUUUUCUAAGGAA
Molecule: messenger RNA, 1256 nt
Organism: Olea europaea var. sylvestris
Lineage: Eukaryota; Viridiplantae; Streptophyta; Magnoliopsida; Lamiales; Oleaceae
Product: protein REVEILLE 6
Exons: 9
Coding region: 109-1020 (303 amino acids)
Molecular function (GO): DNA binding
Source: RefSeq, a predicted model, not a curated record